Molecule: messenger RNA, 1251 nt
Organism: Closterium sp. Naga37s-1
Lineage: Eukaryota; Viridiplantae; Streptophyta; Zygnematophyceae; Desmidiales; Closteriaceae
Source: the annotation of a GenBank genome assembly
AUGUUGAUCGGAUACAAUAGAAAAAAGAUUAAGAAGCUGUUGAUCAUAAAGAAGCAUAACCCGAGGCACAACAGCCCUUACAGUGGCUCACGACAAUGGCACCACCCACCUGGCCACAUCACCCACCUGGCCACAUCACCCACCUGGCCACAUCACCCACCUGGCCACAUCACCCACCUGGCCACAUCACCCACCUGGCCAUAUCACCCACCUGGCCACAUCACCCACCUGGCCACAUCACCCACCUGGCCACAUCACCCACCUGGCCACAUCACCCACCUGGCCACAUCACCCACCUGGCCACAUCACCCACCUGGCCACAUCACCCACCUGGCCACAUCACCCACCUGGCCACAUCACCCACCUGGCCAUAUCACCCACCUGGCCACAUCACCCACCUGGCCAUAUCACCCACCUGGCCACAUCACCCACCGGCCACAUCACCCACCUGGCCACAUCACCCACCUGGCCACAUCACCCACCUGGCCACAUCACCCACCUGGCCACAUCACCCACCUGGCCAUAUCACCCACCUGGCCACAUCACCCACCUGGCCACAUCACCCACCUGGCCACAUCACCCACCUGGCCACAUCACCCACCUGGCCAUAUCACCCACCUGGCCACAUCACCCACCUGGCCAUAUCACCCACCUGGCCACAUCACCCACCUGGCCACAUCACCCACCUGGCCACAUCACCCACCUGGCCACAUCACCCACCUGGCCACAUCACCCACCUGGCCACAUCACCCACCUGGCCACAUCACCCACCUGGCCACAUCACCCACCUGGCCAUAUCACCCACCUGGCCACAUCACCCACCUGGCCACAUCACCCACCUGGCCAUAUCACCCACCUGGCCACAUCACCCACCUGGCCACAUCACCCACCUGGCCACAUCACCCACCUGGCUGCGUUCUUGAAGAACGUGACCUUGGUGCACACCGCUUGUCGCCUCCCUUUGCUGUUGCUCUGCCACGGCGCUCCCCGCCACAACACUUCCACGCCCUGGCUCGCCUCGCUGAGAGACGCCUGGGCAGAAGGCUCAAGGGUGACGCACGUGGCUGGGGCGUCAAAGCUGACGAGGCGGUGAGCUGGCACCACGUUGACCUGCGUGGCCACCUGCACCUUUGCCUUCACUGCCCCGCCCGUGCUGUCUCCCCCCAUCCCAACCCCCACCCCAACUCCCGCUGGCAUCUCGGCAUUCCCAUUUUCCACGGCCAUAAAUGUAUUAGAUCUGCUCAGCCAUGA